CAUGGUUGGUGAAAGUUGAUAUGUGGUGAUAUCAAGCGAUCAUAAGUUCAGUGGAGAAUAUGUUGAACUUGGCAAGUGUAGAUAUUACAAAGCAAGCAAUUAUUGAUCGCUUGUUGGAUGGAGUAAAGCAAUGUCAGGUACGAUUUGGUAGUACAACCGAAUUGGCUUCUGAGAAGGAUAGCAGAAUCUCUUGUCUUUGUGAGCAAUGGAACAUUGUUCUUCAAUUUGGCAUUAAAUCCACAAAAAAGAUAAAUUCUUUAAGGCAGGUGUUAAUGAGAUCUGAAGGUCAAUCUGUGUUCUGGCUAUUUAUCAAGGAACAUCUUAGCUCUAGUGAAAUAAAGACAUAUAAUUCUUUACAUAAUGUAAUGACAGAUGUUGGUAGAGCAUGGCUUAGGUCUAGUUUAAACGAGCAAUCACUGGAGAAAUAUCUUCAUAGCUUCAUUGGGCAUAAACAGUUGCUUUUUCAGUAUUAUGAGCAAGAUGCAUUAUUAUUGGAUGAUGAACGAUCUAGUAUGUUACCAAUGAUGGCAGCUGGCUUAAGUUCAAUUCUUUUUGCAAUUGACAUUGACAAAGCUGAGUUUAACUUUAUUACUGUACAGAUUCCAGGAAAUAUCAGCCAAGCAGUUUCUCGUCCAACAUCAAUAUGGGCUGUACCAUCACCAAUGUAUGCAACGUCAGCAGCUCCUGGUGAAGUUUGUUAAAUACAACAUUUUAAGAAAAUAAAGAUUUGAUCAGAAUUUUAUUUUCUCCCCGGAUCAAAAAUAUCCCUUUUAUCCCUAAUUAUCCCUACCAUUCAUCUCAUAUAUCGCUAAUCUUAUCAUUCCUUAACCACACAUGUCAUUUAUUCCUUAUAAUCCCCCAACCAUGCGUUCUCCUUAACCUUUAUUAUCCCAUUAUUACAUGUCUUCAUUUAUCCCUUAACUAUACCUGUUGUUUAUUCAUCCCUUAUCAUCCCUUAACCGCGCGUCCUCAUUUAUUCUUUAUCAUACUUGAACAAUGCGUAGUCAUUUAUCCCCAAGCGUCUUUAUUAAUUUGUAACUUUUAUCUUUCUUUUGUGUUUCAGGAAAAGAAAAGAAAAAACGUAAAAAAAAGAAAGCAAACAUUGCGCAAAUUGAAAAUGUUGAAUUCAAAGAGACGGAAGAAGGAACUUCUACUGUCAGUUCUCAUGGUAGUUCUUCCACGACAACGACUGCUCACGAUAGUGCCACGAGUUUUACCCGAGCGGCGUAAGAUAUAUUACAACGUAAUACUGAUUCUCAGGUACAUGCUCGUGGUAACCAUGCUUUCACUAAAAGGCCUGACGAUUUUCUUGAAAUGCCAAAGAACUCUCAGUUGGCUUAUUGUUCGAAUUCUGAGAAUUCAAGUCUUUCUUCCACAAUGGCGAAAACCAACGUUGAGAACAAGGAGAAUGAAACAGAUGAACAAGUGGCUCGAUUAAC
Molecule: messenger RNA, 1439 nt
Organism: Xenia sp. Carnegie-2017
Lineage: Eukaryota; Metazoa; Cnidaria; Anthozoa; Malacalcyonacea; Xeniidae
Product: sorting nexin-29-like
Exons: 9
Coding region: 60-701 (213 amino acids)
Source: RefSeq, a predicted model, not a curated record